Messenger RNA from Saccoglossus kowalevskii, 2907 nucleotides. RefSeq names its product glycogen phosphorylase, muscle form-like. Gene Ontology annotation, biological process: glycogen catabolic process. NCBI's taxonomy places the organism in Eukaryota, Metazoa, Hemichordata, Enteropneusta, Harrimaniidae. The record is from RefSeq and is a predicted model, not a curated record. Gene Ontology annotation, molecular function: pyridoxal phosphate binding; glycogen phosphorylase activity. Gene Ontology annotation, cellular component: cytoplasm.
CAUAGGGUUGUCUGAACUGUAGAAUUUGUUCGUUGUGGGUCUUGUUCGUCCAAUUUUUAGCCUAAAAUCGGACACCAGGAUGGCAUCAAUCCCGCAGACAGAUGUCGACAAGCGUAAGCAAAUUAGUGUGAGAGGUAUUGCGCAAGUAGAGAACGUUACCACCAUCAAAAAUACAUUUAACCGGCACCUGCAUUACACGUUGGUGAAAGACAGAAAUGUGUCCACACAACGGGAUUACUAUUUUGCGUUGGCUCACACGGUUCGCGAUCAACUUGUAGGAAGAUGGAUUCGAACGCAGCAGCAUUAUUAUGAAAAGGACCCAAAGCGUGUUUAUUAUUUGUCUUUGGAAUACUACAUGGGACGUACCCUGACCAAUACCAUGGUCAACUUGGGUAUCCAGAGUGAAUGCGAUGAAGCCAUGUACCAGCUUGGACUUGACAUUGAAGAAUUGGAAGAUAUUGAGGAGGAUGCUGGUCUGGGUAAUGGUGGUCUCGGUAGAUUAGCAGGUAUAUUUCAUCUCAUUUUAUUGACUCCCAUGUGCGAAAAAAUUGGUGACAAGUUUGUGAAUGACUUGAAGUUCCUACGAGAGCUAGAACCAUUCAUAGACAAUGCAGGCUUUAUUAAAGCUCUACUAACUGUGAAAGCUGAAAACAAAAUGAAGUUGACAAAUUACAUUGAGAAACAUUACAAUAUCACUGUGGAUCCGGCAUCGAUGUUUGACGUUCAUGUGAAGAGAAUCCAUGAAUACAAACGACAACUGCUCAACUGUCUCCACGUCAUCACCAUGUACAACAGAAUAAAGAAGAACCCCAAUAUGUCAUUCGUACCACGUACUGUAAUGAUCGGUGGCAAAGCGGCGCCUGGAUACUACAUGGCUAAGAAGAUCAUUCAUCUGUUCAGUUCUGUUGGACGUGUCGUCAACAACGAUCCCAUCAUUGGCAAGAGACUAAAAGUGGUAUUCUUGGAGAACUACCGCGUCUCUCUAGCCGAGAAAGUCGUUCCUGCUACUGAUCUAUCUGAGCAGAUUUCGUUGGCUGGUACUGAGGCCUCGGGUACCGGUAAUAUGAAAUUUAUGUUAAAUGGUGCUUUAACUAUUGGUACUCUGGAUGGUGCCAAUGUAGAAAUGAUGGAAGAAGUUGGCAAAGACAAUAUCUUUAUUUUUGGAAUGACUGUUGAUGAUGUGAAUGAGCUCCACAAGAAAGGGUACAACGCAAAGGAAUACUAUGAAAAGAAUGCUGAACUUAAGCAAGCUAUUGAUCAGAUCAAUGAUGGCUACUUCUCACCGUGGGAUCGCUUUUGUUUCAAGGACAUUGCCGAUACUUUACUGUACCAUGACAGAUUCUGUCUUCUUGCUGAUUAUGAAGCUUACAUCGCUGCUCAGGAAAAAGUUAACGAUCUCUAUAAGAAUCCCAUUGCUUGGGGAAAGAAAUGCCUACUGAAUAUUGCUGCAUCUGGUAAAUUCUCGAGCGAUCGCACAAUUGAGCAAUACGCCAAAGAAAUAUGGAACGUGGAACCGACACGUGAUAAGUUGCCAGCACCACAUGAGAUACCCAGUAUAAAGGUUGAGAAGAAGAAAUAAACUACACGUUCUGGAGUUGGCAACUGUAGAAUUAUGUAAAAAUUAUGUAAAUGAUUGCGUGUUUAUUUUGUAAACUAAGAAUUCACAGUUUGUAAGGAAUUAGAACCAGCUGUGUCCACCUUCGUUUCGGACAAAGUUUCUUUGCACUGGUUUAGAACAGCUAAUUUUGUACGCAAGAAAUUAAAUAUGUCAUUCAUCUUAAUGCUGCAACUGUAAGUUUGUUUGUAAAGUUUACUUGACAUCAAAUUAUGUGCUUUUUUUUUUAUUUCACCUUCACAUUAUGAAAGCAAUAUUUGGAAUCUCAUUUUUUUUGAUUGAAUGAAAAUAUUUGUUGUGCAUGUGUGAAUUUAUAAUUUGAGUUUGUAUAUUGUGAGAAUUGCCGUGGUAACACUUCAAAGAUGUUUAUGUCAACACCUUGUGCAAGCAACACACAUGUAGUUUGCUGAUGCUCUAUGUAAAUUUGUUAUGGUAAUACGUGCAUGUAAACUUAGCGUCAUAACAACACAUCAACAUGUAAAGGGAUGGAUAUGGUAACAUUCAGUGAUGUGACUGUAGUGUCAAUGGUUAGGUAACUUGUUUCCAUAGUAACUGUAGCAAAAUUGUUACUUCUACUUAGAGAUUGUGAAUACUUUGCAGUAUUGUGUUGACAAGUUAUACAUGUGAAGAUUGGCACUGGAUAUUUAUUUGUUGUUUUUUAUACAAGCUUGUUUUUUCUUCAAACUGAAAUAUUUUUCCAUAUUUGUAGCUAUACCAGGAAUAUUUACCAUUUUCGGUAUUUGAAAUGAUGAUCAAUGAAAUGGUAUAAAUAUGAUUGACUAGUAGCAUGGUGUGAUGAUGAAUAAUAAUUAGUAAUCUCUUUUUAACAAUUGUGAUUUGGUCUGUUUAAUUGUUCACAUAAUUUUAUGUCACUUUCUAGAGAUUAAGAAUCAUUCUGAUCUGCUUGAAUUAAAUUAUAUGUGCUCAAAAAUUAAAUUAAAUUAAAACAUUAGGGUUGAAAAAAAAAAGGAAACUCCCAUGCCUGUAUAAUAAUUUGUUAGCUCUUUAACAAUAGGAUCAGGUCUUGGUUGAUGACUUUGUCAGCCAAGCUUGAUGAUCUGUGAUACUAAGUUCCCCCCAUGACAGAGUACCUAGCAUUUGUUCAUUAGCCUUCAGGGUAAGACAGCAAUUUAGUUAAAGAUGGCAAGUAUAUAUAAGAAGGUUUUCUCACAACUUGAGGACAACAAAAAUAGUUUAAGUAAGAGAAGCUUGAUUUAUGUAUGGUAUUACUAAUGCAGCAACAUUGGUAUUUGUCAGCUCAUUCGGAUUAUCAAUAAAAUCACCCAAAAACA